UUUCUUAUAGAAAACAGAGAUGGCAGACGAAGUGAUACUAGAAUAUCUUCAUAUGGAAAUUGUCAAUUAUAUUUACCGAUCAAGCGAGAAACCAGAUCAAGAUAACUGUUUAUCAAAGUUAGAAUCAAUUGGUUACAGAAUAGGACAAAGCCUUGUUGAAAGAUUUACAAAAGAUGGUACCAGAUUUAAAGAUGAAUUAGAUACAAUGAAGUUUAUAUGUAAAGAUCUAUGGAAUUUUGUGUAUAAAAAACAAAUUGAUAACCUUAGAACAAAUCAUCAGGGUGUUUACGUUUUACAAGAUAAUAAAUUUCGAUUUUUAACACAACUAUCCAAUGGUAAACAAUAUAUGGAUUAUGCACCAAAACUUCUUGCAUUGCCAUGUGGAUUAAUGAGAGGAGCUUUAGCUAAUCUUGGUAUAAACAGUAUUGUGACAGCUGAGGUCACAGCUAUGCCUGCAUGUAAAUUUCAGAUACAGAUACAGAGGACUUGAUGAAACCUGUAACAAAACUUGUGCAAUAUAAUGAUGUGAUAUACAUAAUGUGACAGAACUGAACUGGUCGCUGAUCAUUCUAGCCAGCUCCAAUUUUCUUAAUAUCUAUUGUAUAUAAAAGUUUUAAAUGUUGAAAUAUUGUGGCAGUAGUUCUGAGUGAGAUUAUGAAAGAGUGAUUUAUAAUUCAUAAAUGUUGAAAAUCUUUA
Mytilus californianus (California mussel) is the source of this 696-nucleotide messenger RNA. Its product is annotated as trafficking protein particle complex subunit 6b-like. NCBI's taxonomy places the organism in Eukaryota, Metazoa, Mollusca, Bivalvia, Mytilida, Mytilidae. The record is from RefSeq and is a predicted model, not a curated record. Gene Ontology annotation, biological process: endoplasmic reticulum to Golgi vesicle-mediated transport; regulation of GTPase activity. The coding region runs from base 20 to 490 and encodes 156 amino acids. Gene Ontology annotation, cellular component: TRAPP complex; cis-Golgi network; trans-Golgi network. The transcript has 6 exons.